CACAUGAGACACAAUCUAACAGGGCAGUGCUAAUAGGAAACGCACGGACUCAGUUGGGAACCAUCAGGGCUCCACUGGCGCCGUCACUGUCGCGCGGGCCCCCACCCCGGAGGGCUGCAAAUGAUGCGAGAGCCAAGCCGUGAUACAAGCACGCGGGGCAAAUUGAAAAGGAAAAGAGCCGGAAAAAGGGACGGCUUUUAUUUUAUUGCCCUGUGAGUUGUGACAGGUGGCUUAAUUUAAUCCCCUUCCAUUUCGCCCGUCUCAGAAGAAAGAGCGAGAGUACGUUGCCGCUGUGUAGGCAGUGCAGAGCAGAGCAGAGCUCGCGAGCGCAAUUACGCUAUGGAGAGCACAAGACGGCAUGCGGUUUUCGGGCUUCUCUUGCUGCCGCUCCUUGUUGUGUCCGCGGCGGGCUCGGUGCCGGCGCCGGCGUUCUUGGAGGAGGACGUGAUCCUCGGCGCCACGGUGGCAGCCUCGGCGGCGGGCUCGAUGGGCAAGGGCGCGAACGCGAGCACGAGGAGGAGAGCCGGAGGAGGAGGGAUCGGCGUUUGCGUGGGAGGGGAGAAGUGGAAGGAGGAGAUCGCCGGGAUGGCGGGGCGGGCGGAGAUGGGGGCGUGGCUGAGGCGGGUGCGGCGGCGGAUCCACGAGCGGCCGGAGCUGGCGUACGAGGAGGUGGAGACGAGCCGGCUGGUGCGCGAGGAGCUGGACGCCAUGGGCGUCGCCUUCCGCCACCCGCUGGCCCGCACCGGCGUCGUCGCCACCAUUGGCACCGGUCGCCCGCCGGUCGUCGCGCUCCGGGCCGACAUGGACGCGCUGCCCAUCCAGGAGGCUGUAGAGUGGGAGCACAAGAGCAAGAACCCGGGGAAGAUGCACGCGUGCGGGCACGACGCCCACGUUGCAAUGCUCCUCGGCGCCGCCAGGAUACUCAGCGCUCGCCAGCACCACCUACAGGGCACGGUGAAGCUGCUGUUCCAGCCAGCGGAGGAGUCCGGCGUGGGUGCGAAGCGGAUGAUAGAGGACGGCGCCCUCGAAGGCGUGGAGGCGAUCUUCGCCGUCCACGUGUCGCACCAGCACCCGACCUCCGUCAUCGGGUCCCGGACGGGGGCCCUCCUCGCCGGCUGCGGCUUCUUCAAGGCCGUCAUCCGCCCUCUCCGCCCCGGCAGCGGCGACCCAGUCCUUGCCGCUGCUUCCACCAUCAUCAACCUCCAGAGCCUCGUGUCCCGCGAAGCCGACCCGCUCGACUCCCAGGUGGUGUCCGUGGCCCAGGUCAACGGCACCGGCGACCAGCCGGAGCCGUUGGUGCUGGGGGGCACGUUCAGGGCGUUCUCGAACGCGAGCUUCUACCAGCUGCGGCGGCGGAUCGAGGAGGUGGUCACGCUGCAGCCGCGGGUGCACGGGUGCGAGGCGGCCGUGGACUUCUUCGAGGACGAGAGCUUCUACCCGCCCACGGUGAACGACGGCCGGAUGUACGAGCACGUGAAGCGCGUGGCGGGGGAAUUCCUGGGCGCCCGGAUGUACCGCGACGUGGCGCCCAUGAUGGGCGCCGAGGACUUCUCCUUCUACUCCCAGGUCAUCCCCGCCGGGUUCUACUACAUCGGGGUGCGCAACGAGACCCUGGGCUCCGUGCACACCGGGCAUUCGCCCUACUUCAUGAUCGACGAGGACGUGCUCCCCACCGGCGCCGCCGUGCACGCCGCCAUCGCCGAGAGGUACCUCGCCGCCGCCGCUGCCCGAUCCCUGGACCUGGUCGAAGAACAGGAAUUGUGAACUUGUGAUCGAUCGACCCGAUCGAGACGCGAGUCCGGUUAUUUCCGUUGUUGAAUUAAUCGGUGGACCGAUGAACGCAUCGCGUGGUCGGGUGAUGGGUCCGGUGCGUGCAUUCCGACGGAAAGAGGUGCCUUUUUCGGCCGAUCACGCAGUGAUCUGGGCUGUUUUUGCCUUGCUCAUGUUUGGGGUGAAGCCGGAUUCCCUGCGUUGAAUCGCGGUCUCUGUUGACUGUUGGGUGCUUCUUGGUAGGCGUCGGGCCGUCGGCUGUUUGAGGCUUUGAGCGUGCGUGUUUCUGCUGCCGCGCCGACAUGGGUUAUGAAUCGGGAUGAGACGAUGAGCUGGAUUUGUAAACAUGUAACUUGCCCGUCGUCUUCUGGAUAUCCUGGGUAUCAAGAGGAGGUUUUAAGUGAAGUUUGUUGUUGCAGCUUUUCCUUUUGAUUCUCUA
This is a messenger RNA of Brachypodium distachyon (stiff brome), 2209 nucleotides long. RefSeq names its product IAA-amino acid hydrolase ILR1-like 6. The transcript has 3 exons. The record is from RefSeq and is a predicted model, not a curated record. Gene Ontology annotation, cellular component: endoplasmic reticulum. Gene Ontology annotation, biological process: jasmonic acid metabolic process; auxin metabolic process. NCBI's taxonomy places the organism in Eukaryota, Viridiplantae, Streptophyta, Magnoliopsida, Poales, Poaceae. Bases 340 to 1764 code for a protein of 474 amino acids. Gene Ontology annotation, molecular function: IAA-Ala conjugate hydrolase activity.